CUCGUGUGUGUAUAUCUGUCCCUGCCAUAGCCCCAAGCUCCAGUCGUCCUCUGUGAUGGACCCGCGCGCUCUGGGACUCCCGCCAAAUAGGAUAAUGGUGAAGCUGAUGGUGCAGAACCGUUUGAGAUGGAAAUCCCUUCUCCAACCUCCUCACCACACCAACAAAGCCUCCUCAAAGCCCUCCUUUUCUUCUUCUUCACAACAACCUCUUAGAUAUGCAGUGAUUGGAGCUGGCUUUGCUGGAUUAUCUGUAGCUUGGCAUCUCUUACAGCAUGUUCCAUUCAUGACGUGAUCUACCAGAUGAACAGCUUGGAUCAUGGAUAGGUUGGUCCACUUAUCACCAGCCAAGGGGAAAAUGCAUAGCCCCAAGGACACACAUUUAUGCAUUGAUAUCUAUGAUGAAGUUGGGAUUGGCGGUGGUGCAUCCGGGGUUGCUGGAGGACUUCUUCAUCCUUAUUCACCAAAAGCUAAGCUGCUGUGGAGUGGAGCUGAAUGUUGGGAAGAGUGUCUAAAGUUGUUACGCAUUGCAGAAACAGCUGAAGAUGGAAGAACUACGGAGCGAGAAGCUCAAGAUUUCACACGCAAUUCUAAUGGACUUCUAGUUCAGAGAAGGGGCAUCUUAAGACCUGCAUCGGACAUGAAGAAUGCAGAUAUCUUGAAGGAGAAUGCUCAGAACUGCCUUGGGAGUUGCAGAAUAGAAUUCAUUCACAAGGAUGCUGCCCAGAAUCUUGUACCUGAUCUCUGUGUGCCUGUCAACUCUGCUGUUUACAUGCCCCAAGCUGUGAAUGUUCAUCCUAAGCGCUACCUUCAGGCUCUCUUCUUGGCAUGCCAAAAUCUUGUGAAAGAUUUGUCAGCAGCAGGGUAUUAUGGGAAAGAAAUCCACAUGCAUAAGAAAUCUGUCAACCGCCUCCUUGAACUAGCAGGGGAAUACAAUGCUGUCAUAAUCUGUUUAGGCGCCAAAGCAGACACGCUUCUAGAACUGUCCGGAAAGCUCCCCUUGAGAACAUGCAGAGGCAUAGUUGCGCACCUACAUCUGCCAAACGAUACACAAGGAGAAUAUGGAGAUCGUAGCCCAUCAAUCUUAUCCGAUGCAUGGCUUGCAGUCCAAGGGCCACGUAGUAUGAUCAUGGGCUCAACAUGGCAAUGGGGGUCGAGGAACUAUUCUUCGAGCGUCUCUGCAGAAGAAGCUUCCACUGCCCUUGAAGAGCUCACACAGAAAGCGUCUUCCGUGUAUCCAGUUAUAAGCAAGUGGGCUUUAACUGAAGCAAAAGCGGGUCUGAGGGCAAUGCCACCAUUGACUCCUCUUGGGUCCCUUCCGCUUUUGGGCUGUGUCGACGAUGCAGUUGGUCAUCAGAAUGUUAGGUGUAGAUACUGGUUCUUCGGAGGGCUCGGUGCGAGGGGCCUGCUUUACCAUGGUUGGCUAGGAAAACUGAUGGCACAGGCUGUGAUUUCUUGUGAUGAAGAUGUACUCCCUCUUGAACUGACUUCAUGGAAGAGUAGGAUGAAAUGAUUAAAGGGAACCCAAUUUCAAAAGAACCCCAUGAUCUUUUUUCUUUUUCCUUCUUUCCUUUUUUUUUUCCCAGUGGAUAAGCUAGGAUGUAGUCCAUGCUCUUGAGUCUGCUGGCAGCUCUGUUCAACUACGCUAGAGGCUUGAACCUGCUCUUUUGUGUUUGGGAAUGCAGAAAACUUUGGGGGCCUGUUGUGAUUGAGAAAAGAAAAAGGGCAAUUGUGAUGAUUGUCGCCAGAUGAUUUCUCAAGAUUUCCAUGAGCAAUAUUGGGACAUGGAUUGUCAUCAAUUUUGGUUUUGGGGUAUUGUUUGGAUAGCAAGGGGAGAACCCAUAAAGCUCUGGUAAUUUUCACCUUAUAUCUUGUGUACGAGAAUUUGAUUAUGAGGUUUGAGCAAUAAUUGCUUUUAAAAUCCGAUA
Molecule: messenger RNA, 1925 nt
Organism: Magnolia sinica
Lineage: Eukaryota; Viridiplantae; Streptophyta; Magnoliopsida; Magnoliales; Magnoliaceae
Exons: 10
Coding region: 317-1510 (397 amino acids)
Cellular component (GO): cytoplasm
Molecular function (GO): oxidoreductase activity
Source: RefSeq, a predicted model, not a curated record